AUGUCCAAUCAUCUUGACUCACAAUUCUCACCGCCUGGAGACUCCAACAUAGCAUUGCAAGAAGCCAGUCAGACUACUGCUUCUCCUCUUUCUCAGUAUAAACGGCCCGAUGGCAUCAAGAAAGAGAAACAACGGGUUGAGGAAAGCGAAUUCCGGCGUCAAAAGUUGAAACUCCUCGAGAAAGCCACAAAGGAUGCCGACCAAAGAAUCACAGCAGCAAUGCGUCUGAAUGACAUUCAAGAGCGACUUGCAGCCACCGAAGAGCAGAACGCUGAGCUCAGGGAAGGAUAUUAUGGAGAAGAUCAGAAAUCCCCGCCCCUCCGCCUCAAAUGCUUUGGUAUUGACUUCGGCUAA
Puccinia triticina is the source of this 354-nucleotide messenger RNA. RefSeq lists its product as uncharacterized. NCBI's taxonomy places the organism in Eukaryota, Fungi, Basidiomycota, Pucciniomycetes, Pucciniales, Pucciniaceae. The coding region runs from base 1 to 354 and encodes 117 amino acids. The record is from RefSeq and is a predicted model, not a curated record. The transcript is spliced from 2 exons.